AUGCCCGUUGUAUUUGUUUCUCAGCUCAUUAAAAAGCUCUCUGCGACGCCUACGCUCAGUGCUCAAAAUGGAAACGGGCGCCCUUCCAUACCUGCAGACUCGCAAGCUGCACUCCAGGCAAACAAGGCCACAUUUUUCUUCCAACUGGAGCGAGAAUUAGACAAGGUCAAUGCCUUCUACCUGCAAAAGGAGGCCGAGCUUAAAAUACGUCUCAAGACCCUCCUCGAUAAAAAGAAGGUCCUCCAGAGCCGGCAAGGGAGCUCAAGACGUUCAGCCAAGUUCACGACGUUAGAAGAAGGCUUCCAACAGUUCGCCACCGACCUGAAUAAGCUGCAACAGUUCGUCGAGGUCAACGGGACAGCCUUCUCUAAGAUCCUGAAGAAGUGGGACAAGACGUCCAAGUCCAAGACUAAAGAACUUUACCUCUCGCGCGCUGUCGAGGUCCAGCCAUUUUUCAAUGCCACAGUUAUCAGCGAGCUCUCAGAUCAGGCCACGACCAGCCUUCAGGAGCUCGGCGCUUGGUCAGAUGGGAUUCAGGUUGACUUCAGAGCAUCAGGGCACGUGGUAACGAGUCAAAACUUCGUAGGAACAGACGAAGGGGACGCCGACACACUACUCCUCGACACGGUUGUCACAGGGAAUAUCAGCACGCUCCGAGACUUGUUGACCAAGAUGCGACUUGCAAGUGAUACAAGCGAAGGGGAUAACUCUCUCAUGGAACGCAUCACGCGCACAUUCCUUGCCGCAAUCCAUGACGCCCCGGUAGAGACGCUUCAGGUUCUUCUCGACACUGGCCUCGUGGACCUUCACUCCUACGAUGACAUCAACGAGAGAAACUGCUUGCACCAAGCUGCGAUUUACGGCAAGGAACAUGUGUUGAAAUGGGGCCUUGAUGCCAACGUUGUUGUCGACCGCACCGAUGUUUACGGCCGUGUACCUCUCCAUUAUGCUAGUUUGCAUGGUCGCAUCGGGAUCCUGGACGCAUUGUUGAGCGUCGGCUCCAACACCAUUGACCUCAUCGAUCACGACAACUUCACACCCUUAAUCCAUGCCAUCAUCCAUGCACACCUUGAUUGCGUUGAACGUCUUCUCUCGAGAUCAGCCAGAAUAGAUCCCGUCUCAGAAUCCGACCAUGUUCCGCUUAAUCUUGCCUGCGAACACGGUUCAGUCGCUGUGGUAGAGAUUCUGUUGAAGCACGGGGCCAGAAUCGUACCAGAUGCCGAAGGACUCUACCCUCAGCAUCUCGUGGCGAGAGCUGGGCAGACCUCUGAUCUUCUUCUCUUGUUACAGAGGUACGGCGCAGAUCUGGACCAGGUUGAUAAAUUGUACGGUUGGACGCCACUGGUACAUGCUGCUAGCGAGGGCAAUGUCGAGUGUCUCCAAGCCCUACUCAAGGCUGGAGCGAAUCCCAACAUCCUGGACGAGUCGGAAUUGCCCGCCAUGUACUACGCAGCCUGGGAAGGACAUCUGGAGUGUAUGAAGCUUCUUGCGCCUUUCUAUACUAGGUCGCGCACAAGCCCCAUGCUCAUGCAACCAUUACUCGGUCCCAUCGACGGCAGUUCUGGCCCAGCUCCUAUGAGUCUGGAUCCGGAUGCCAUCCCUAUUCUCGAGCUGCCACCCCCGAUCAUUCCACUUCGAAGAUACGGACACAACUUCCUCGACACGAAAAUUGUGGUCCAAAUCAGUUUUGAUUCAGUCGAGCAACCUCUUGUGUUUUUCCAAGACGGAAAAUAUCCAGCUGCUAGACUUACUAUCUCGUCUAAAGUUUCCGACCUUAUUCCCAAGAACAUCAUUCUGCCAUUUCAAGAAGACACUCGGAUUGUUUCUUUCCAGAUUGACAGUCUCGAUUCGUUUUCAUUAGACUUCGAUGUUUUCCCCGCUUACGGCGCAAAGGUUAUUGCUAAAACAGUUGUGCUGCCAAGCACAUUCAAGAGCUUGCCUGGGAACUCUCAGUCCUGCCUCCCACUAUUCGACCCCCGGUUGAGAGCCAUUGGACAAAUCACAUUCAACACACAGGUCAUCAAGCCGUUCCAAGGACAGCCAUUGGAGAUUACUGACUUUGAAACCUAUUGGAAGGCCACAAGCCAGUUUAAUCAGCCUACUAGUGCUAUUGUAACUGGGUCAAGUCUCUCCGGCGACUACGUGCGACUUUAUGUUCAAUACACGAGUGACGGCGUUCCGGUUCUGUGGCCUCGUUGGACCAUACCCUGUGGUGGGCUUGAUAUUCCCGUUUGCAGGCUGACGGUCAGCCAGUUCAAGGCUACGACGGCGCAGAGUCCCAGCCGCAGAGAACUCGCCAACCUCCCUGCUAAAUCAACAGAAAAUAUCACCGAGAUAUACCAGAUCCUUGCCAACGCAGGCGUAACCCUCGAGGAAGCCCUCGCUAUCCUACCCCCUAGAAUCCAUAUCAACCUGGAAGUUUUAUAUCCCACACCCAAGGAAGAAGAGGGCUUGUCUCUUGGGCCAGCCUUGGAUGUCAACACAUUCGUUGAUGCCAUUUUGUCGAUUGUCUUUGAUCACGCACGAGCGCAGCGCGCGCAGUCACCCGAAUCUAUCCGAUCGAUCGUAUUCAGCAGCUAUAACCCACGGCUCUGCACUGCUCUGAAUUGGAAACAGCCCAACUUCCCCGUGUUCUUGUGUAAUGACCUGGGGAGAGAGGGAACAGUUCCCUCACUAAAUACCAUCCAAAGUAGUGGGCGGCGAAGCGCAUCUAUCAAGGAGGUGGUCCGAAUUGCCCAGAGCAAUAACUUUAUGGGCCUGAUAUGCUUCUCCCGCCUUUUGGACAUGGUACCUGCACUCGUGGAUGCAAUCAAGUCUCACGGCUUGGCCCUUGUGGUAGACAAAUCAACAGACCCCAUCGAGGCAAGCCCACAUUCAGAUCCUUUCUCGCGAACGGUUCAGGGGGUAGAUGGUGUUUUGAAAAGCUAUGGUGUUUUGCGAUUUAAUGACUCGAUAGACAUGUAG
Molecule: messenger RNA, 2964 nt
Organism: Clonostachys solani
Lineage: Eukaryota; Fungi; Ascomycota; Sordariomycetes; Hypocreales; Bionectriaceae
Source: the annotation of a GenBank genome assembly